Messenger RNA from Helicoverpa armigera (cotton bollworm), 929 nucleotides. RefSeq names its product endocuticle structural glycoprotein ABD-5 (gene CPR23). The record is from RefSeq and is a predicted model, not a curated record. The transcript has 3 exons. NCBI's taxonomy places the organism in Eukaryota, Metazoa, Arthropoda, Insecta, Lepidoptera, Noctuidae. Gene Ontology annotation, molecular function: structural constituent of chitin-based larval cuticle. Gene Ontology annotation, cellular component: chitin-based extracellular matrix. The coding region runs from base 134 to 445 and encodes 103 amino acids.
CGCGUCACCGCGACCCAUCCUCACAUGAUGUCAGACUUCUGCAAGUGCUUGCAACUCGGGAUAUAUAUAAAAUGAACGAUCUUACACUAGUUACUCAUUCGUUAGUUUGAACUCAAGACGAAAACUAAGCAUCAUGCUCAAAUACGUAGCGUUGGUUUGCGUGCUAGUAGCGGUGUGCGCGGGCGCCCCUCAGCAGAACCCGCAAGACGUGCAGAUCCUGCGCUUCGAUAGCAACGUGGAGCCCGAUGGCUACAGCUUCGCCUACGAAACCAGCGAUGGUACCUCCAGGCAAGAAGAAGGCAAGCUGGACAACCCUCAAUCUGAGAACGCGGCUCUGACCGUCACCGGCCAAUACGCGUAUGUCGCCCCCGACGGCAAGCAUUACACCGUCACCUUCACCGCCGGCCCCAACGGAUUCCAGCCCAAGACCUCCCUAGGACAAUAAGAAAACACCAUGGAGAACUAAAUGAUUGACGGAGAUGUCAUAACGCAAGAUCUAAGAAAGUAGCGCACCAAAACUCCUCCUUUACACGCCUUCUUUGGAACCCGUCCCUAAUUAACCAAAUCAACAAUCAAUCAAGACCAAUAUGCUGACAGAUGUGUCAAGACACCCUAACGCUUUGUUAGCAACUGAUCAUUGUGGUCACGUUACGUGACCUACAAGAAGGCGCCUGACCUACCUGCCUUAUGACAUCUCCGCUCUUUCCUUCCUCCGUGGCAAACACCGAACAACUUUGUAAAUAGUUAAUACUCCUGUAGAACUACUCACAAAACUAGAAUGUAUCAUAUCAUCACAGUACAAGGGAUCUCAAGUUAGCGAUCCGAUUCUAAAUUCACGUGCCAUAAGGACGUCUUUUUUAUAAUUUUGUAUAUUACUUUUGUAUUUUAAAAUUUUAUUUGUCAAUGAAUAAAAUACAUUUUUAUACAUA